UACAUAGCUAGCACAUUACUACAUUAGUCUAAGCACACAGCCACUUGAACAGCACACACACAUCCUGGACGGUUCAAUUUGGAUUUACUAUGAACUUUGCUAUUGAUCAUCCUGAAUUACAGAAGCCGCCUCCUUUUAUGGAUUUUUCAAAUAUGUCACCGUUAAGUCAUCAUUAUGCACCUUAUUAUCCAAGAUGUGGUGUAACGCCACCAAGAAAUGAUUAUAAUAUACCAAGUUACGGCAGUAGAAUGAACUUUCCAUUACAAGUGAAUCAUCUUGGACCACCAGCUCCGCCAACUUCUCAUGCAUAUCUUCCGUAUGUUUCACGAGAGAUGUAUGAAGAUCAUUCCGACGAACCAAGAUUAAACAGUAAAGGCAAGCGUCCUCGAAAACCAAGAACAAUUUACACUAGCUUUCAACUUCGUGAACUAAACAGAAGAUUUGAACGAACACAAUAUCUUGCAUUACCAGAAAGAGCUGAACUAGCGGCAAGACUUGGCCUCACACAAACACAAGUAAAAAUCUGGUUUCAAAACAAAAGAUCUAAAGUGAAGAAACAGGGUAAAAAUGACGGUGAAAUAACUCCAGAGGAAAAACCACUCCAGAAUGUAAACACAAAUAACUUAUGGAACAAUAACAUAACAAAAACCGAGAACGAUAUUAAUUCAUGUUCCCCUGACUCGGAUCCUUGGUCACUAGCACAUACUCCAUCGAUAGACUAUCCAGCAUUUCAAUCGCGACAUUAGAGAAAAAUUAUUAAUUUAUAAACAGUGUCUUAACUAGUGUUAUUUAUUGACUUUAAAUCAUUUAAAGUAUAUAAACAUCAGCGAAUUACCGUUUUCUCACAUCAACUGACCAAUUUUUGGUCGUAAUUCGGCGAGAACCAUUCUCUGCACUCGUUGUAAAUAUAUUAGAAUAAAGAUAUUGAGCUAACUUUAAUAUUGCUGAUAUGACAUUGUUUAUAAAGGACGGAGAAGAGCACUUAAAAAGUGAAGUUUCUGUCGUGAUCAAUGUCGACGUUACUUGAAUGAACAAUAAGACAAUAACAUUUGUCAAAACUUUAACUAAUCAAGCAACAAAAUAAUUGUAUGUAGAUGUAGAUAUAUUUAUUAAAGAGGAGAGUGAUGAUUCAAAUGAAAAAUAUAUCCAAACUCACAAAA
Xenia sp. Carnegie-2017 is the source of this 1160-nucleotide messenger RNA. RefSeq names its product homeobox protein DLL homolog. Gene Ontology annotation, biological process: regulation of transcription by RNA polymerase II. Bases 90 to 746 code for a protein of 218 amino acids. The transcript is spliced from 2 exons. The record is from RefSeq and is a predicted model, not a curated record. NCBI's taxonomy places the organism in Eukaryota, Metazoa, Cnidaria, Anthozoa, Malacalcyonacea, Xeniidae. Gene Ontology annotation, molecular function: RNA polymerase II cis-regulatory region sequence-specific DNA binding; DNA-binding transcription factor activity, RNA polymerase II-specific.